This is a messenger RNA of Mastomys coucha (southern multimammate mouse), 1383 nucleotides long. RefSeq names its product nuclear cap binding protein subunit 2 (gene Ncbp2). Gene Ontology annotation, cellular component: nuclear cap binding complex. Gene Ontology annotation, biological process: mRNA cis splicing, via spliceosome. The record is from RefSeq and is a predicted model, not a curated record. Bases 576 to 1232 code for a protein of 218 amino acids. Gene Ontology annotation, molecular function: RNA cap binding; glycosyltransferase activity. Lineage: Eukaryota; Metazoa; Chordata; Mammalia; Rodentia; Muridae. The transcript has 6 exons.
CUACACCUCAGAACUGUAAGGCAGCCCCAGUUAACUGUUUCCUUUUUUAAGAGUUGCUGGGUCAGGGUGUCUCUUCACAGCAAUAAAACCCUAAGGCACUCAUCAAACUGAAUCCCCCGUCUUGAGGGGUAUCUGCUGUGAACAUCUGAGGGUGAGUGUAUGAACGCUGCGGGUAAAGGAAUAGGAUCCCAAACACGGAGUUCAACACCAGCCUAGAACCAAGCAAGUUCCAAAUCCGGGUGUGGUGAUACACACCUUUAAUCUGGGCCACACCUUUUACUGGAGGCUUACAUAACAACAUUGGAAGAAAGAAGGUUCACUGUUCCUCACCUGCUUGCACUUACUUGCCGGCACAUCUGCUGGAAUCUGUUUCUUCAGGAUUCCAGCUUCUACAGAAGACCAGCUGAAACAACUAGCUCAUGGCACUGAAAAACUACCAGAUCCUUGGACUUCCCAUUCACAGCUGCCCAUUGUUGGGUUAGCUGGACUGCAGACUCAGAUGUAGAUCUCCAGACUGGCACCUGUGAAAACUGUGACAGACUUUUCAGUCCUGUGUCUGACAACCUGAUGUGACGAUGGCAGCCAGGGUGAUUUGGGGUAGCCUCAGCCUGCUUCGAGUUUUAUGGUGUCUCCUUCCCCAGACUGGCUACAUACACCCAGAUGAAUUCUUCCAGUCACCUGAGGUCAUGGCAGAGGACAUCCUGGGUGUGCAGGCUUCCCGGCCCUGGGAAUUUUACCCCAGCAGCUCCUGCCGCACUGUGGUCUUCCCACUGCUGACCUCUGGCUCUGCCUUCUGGUUGCUCAGGCUCUGCGAAGAGCUGAGGCUCUGGCCUGGUCUGGGCGACAAUGAAGAACAAGAAAAGCUACUGAAGAAAAGCUGUACAUUGUAUGUUGGAAAUCUUUCCUUUUAUACAACUGAAGAACAGAUUUAUGAACUCUUCAGCAAAAGUGGUGAUAUCAAGAAGAUCAUCAUGGGUCUGGAUAAAAUGAAGAAAACAGCAUGUGGAUUCUGUUUUGUGGAAUAUUAUUCAAGAGCAGAUGCAGAGAAUGCAAUGCGGUACAUAAAUGGAACUCGUCUGGAUGACCGGAUCAUACGAACAGACUGGGACGCAGGCUUUAAGGAGGGCAGGCAGUAUGGACGUGGACGGUCUGGGGGUCAGGUUCGGGAUGAGUAUCGGGAGGACUACGAUGCUGGAAGAGGUGGCUAUGGAAAACUGGUACAAAAACAGUGAGUGGGAUGAGCCCCAAGUACACAGCUCACAGUACAUCAACACAGUUGAUGAUGUUGGAGAACAUUACUCAAGGUCUCUCAUCAGUGUUUCUGUUGUGCUAGAAGCCACUUCUGGUUUUCCUCUGAAAUAUUAAAAGACAGAAUCCAAAGAA